GGGGCGGAGACCGUCGCCUGCUGGGACCGCCGCCUGCUUGGACCGCAGAAGAGCAGGAGGACGUCUGAGCCAUGCUCGCGGCGAUGGGCUCUCUGGCGGCUGCCCUCUGGGCAGUGGUCCAUCCUCGGACUCUCCUGCUGGGCACUGUCGCCUUUCUGCUUGCUGCUGACUUUCUCAAAAGACGGCGCCCAAAGAACUACCCGCCGGGGCCCUGGCGCCUGCCCUUCCUUGGCAACUUCUUCCUUGUGAACUUCGAGCAGUCGCACCUGGAGGUUCAGCUGUUUGUGAAGAAAUAUGGGAACCUUUUUAGCUUGGAGCUUGGUGAUAUAUCUGCAGUUCUUAUUACUGGCUUGCCCUUAAUCAAAGAAGCCCUUAUCCACAUGGACCAAAACUUUGGGAACCGCCCCGUGACCCCUAUACGAGAACAUAUCUUUAAGAAAAAUGGAUUGAUUAUGUCAAGUGGCCAGGUAUGGAAGGAGCAAAGAAAGUUCACUCUGACAGCACUAAGGAACUUUGGUUUAGGAAAGAAGAGCUUAGAGGAACGCAUUCAGGAGGAGGCCCAACACCUCACUGAAGCAAUAAAAGAGGAGAACGGACAGCCUUUUGACCCUCAUUUCAAGAUCAACAAUGCAGUUUCCAAUAUCAUUUGCUCCAUCACCUUUGGAGAACGCUUUGAGUACCAGGAUAGUCGGUUUCAGCAGCUGCUGAAGUUACUGGAUGAAGUCACCUACUUGGAGGCUUCAAAGACAUGCCAGCUCUACAAUGUCUUUCCAUGGAUAAUGAAAUUCCUGCCUGGACCCCACCAAACUCUCUUCAGCAACUGGAAAAAACUAAAAUUGUUUGUUUCUCAUAUGAUUGACAAACACAGAAAGGAUUGGAAUCCUGCAGAAACAAGAGACUUUAUUGAUACUUACCUUAAAGAAAUGUCAAAGCACACAGGCAAUCCUACUUCAAGUUUCCAUGAAGAAAACCUCAUCUGCAGCACCCUGGACCUCUUCUUUGCCGGAACCGAGACAACUUCCACAACUCUGCGAUGGGCUCUGCUUUAUAUGGCCCUCUACCCAGAAAUCCAAGAAAAAGUACACGCUGAGAUUGACAGAGUGAUUGGCCAGGGGCAGCAGACGAGCACAGCCGCCCGGGAGUCCAUGCCCUACACCAAUGCUGUCAUCCAUGAGGUGCAGAGAAUGGGGAACAUCGUCCCCCUGAACGUUCCCAGGGAAGUGACAGUUGAUACCACUUUGGCUGGGUACCACCUGCCCAAGGGUACCAUGAUCCUGACCAAUUUGACGGCGCUGCACAGGGACCCCACAGAGUGGGCCACCCCUGACACAUUCAAUCCGGACCAUUUUCUGGAGAAUGGACGGUUUAAGAAAAGGGAAGCCUUUAUGCCUUUCUCAAUAGGAAAGCGGGCAUGCCUCGGAGAACAGUUGGCCAGGACUGAGCUGUUUAUUUUCUUCACUUCCCUUAUGCAGAAAUUUACCUUCAGGCCCCCAAACAAUGAGAAGCUGAGCCUGAAGUUUAGAAUGGGCAUCACCAUUUCCCCAGUCAGUCACCGCCUCUGCGCUGUUCCUCGGGUGUAAUAUUGUUAAGAAAGAAAGGGGCAAGGAAAGUAAGAAGACAUGGCAUGUGUUCUGAAACCACUGGUGCCUGCUCAGAUGUGUUAGGACAAAAUGAAAGUGACUUUCAAGAAAGAUCAGAGGAAUUUGACUCAGAGAAAACUAGAUCCAAAUCCCAGCUCUACUGUCUCGUCCAGAUUAGCCUUGGGAAAAUCAUUUAUGUGCUAAAUAAUUUACCUUUUUAUCUAGGAGAUGAAAAGAGGAUAAUGAUUCCUUCCAUAAAGAAAGUUCUUGUAAGAAUCAAAAGAAAUGGUGAGCUUUAAGGGGUUUGUAAACCAUAAAGCACAUCAUAAAAGUUC
This is a messenger RNA of Pongo pygmaeus (Bornean orangutan), 1915 nucleotides long. RefSeq names its product cytochrome P450 family 2 subfamily J member 2 (gene CYP2J2). Gene Ontology annotation, biological process: xenobiotic metabolic process. Gene Ontology annotation, cellular component: cytoplasm; intracellular membrane-bounded organelle. The coding region runs from base 72 to 1580 and encodes 502 amino acids. Lineage: Eukaryota; Metazoa; Chordata; Mammalia; Primates; Hominidae. The record is from RefSeq and is a predicted model, not a curated record. Gene Ontology annotation, molecular function: oxidoreductase activity, acting on paired donors, with incorporation or reduction of molecular oxygen, reduced flavin or flavoprotein as one donor, and incorporation of one atom of oxygen; iron ion binding; heme binding. The transcript has 9 exons.